Molecule: messenger RNA, 2792 nt
Organism: Chelonoidis abingdonii (Abingdon island giant tortoise)
Lineage: Eukaryota; Metazoa; Chordata; Testudines; Testudinidae
Source: RefSeq, a predicted model, not a curated record
AUGUCCGGGGCAGAUUGCAGGGAGUUUCCACCACCAGCACAUGCUUCCUCCUCCUCGUCACCAGAUAAAGCAUUGUCAGGGGCGUCUGUAGCUCCUGCAUUAGAGGACAGCAGAGUUCUACAGCAGUUGAUCCGCAGGGUUGCCCAAGGUUUGGGCAUCAAGACCAAGGAGGUGGUUGAGGACACAGAUCCCAUGGUGGACAUCCUAGCACCCUCGGAGUCUUCACUGGUAGCAUUAUCCCUCCUAGGUUGCCAGGACAAUACUAGGAGGAGGAACCAGAGGGGCAUUGUAUCCAAGUCCUACGAAUGCCGACUGAAGGGUCAGGGAGCAACCUUUGUAGAGACCACCAGCCCUUUCACAGUAGCUGCCCUGGGAGAAGUUUCUCCAGUUAAAGAGAAGGCCCUUCGAAGUAACAGAAGACAAUCCCAAUCAGCUGAACAAGUGCAGCAAGUUAUCAUUAUUCAAGGAUACGAUGGUGACUUUGCAAUUGAUGCCUCUGUGGAAGAAACGGCAGCAGCUACCCUUCAGACUUUGGCAAUGGCGGGUCAGGUGGCAAGGGUGGUGCAUAUUACGGAAGAUGGGCAAGUUAUAGCCACAAGUCAAAAUGGUUCUCAUGUGAGUGGUCUGGUUCCAGGACAAAUACUCACUGAGCAAUUAUCAGGUGGUGCGACACAAGUGGUAGUGGUAGAAGGCUCUGUGGAGGGAACUGAUAUGGAGGAGGCUGUCCCAAUAGAUGCAGUGUCUGACUCCGGUAGUGCAGUGGUGCAACAGAUAAUGAGACAGGAAAUUUUAGAUACAUCAGAAGCUACAGUACAUCCUCCAGAGUCGUCCUCAGCGUUAGAUGCCCUCCUUUGUGCUGUAACAGAGCUGGGUGAAGUGGAAAACAAAACUGGACUCCUCGACAGAACCAGGCCUAGUCACAAAGAGUUGUUACAAAUGACAAAUCAGGAGCAAUCCAAUAAUUCUAAUGACACCAAGACACAAGAAAUACAGAUGUUCCAUGAAGUUCAAGGGACUCAGGAAGAUAUAGAACCGAUGGAAGUAGUGACACAGGUCAUUCACCCAUCUACUAUAAUUGCAUCUCAGGAGAGAGCUCAAGCUGCCUUCAAGAAAAUGGUCCAAGGAGUACUACAGUUUGCAGUAUGUGACACGGCUGCAGCAGACCAGCUGAUGAAAGAAGGUGUCACUCAGGUCAUUGUAAAUGAGGAAGGAACGGUGCAUAUGGUUGCUAGAGAAGGCUCUCAAAUAAUAAUGCAAGAAGCUGGUAGCCAUGCACUCAGUGUCCAAAGUGAGCACAUGGAUUUAGUUGAGUCUGAUGGAGAAAUUUCACAGAUCAUUGUCACAGAAGAAAUAGCUCAAGCCAUGGUUCAGGAUUCACAUGGCAACUUCUCUGAAGGUCCAACCCAUUACAUUGUAACAGAAUUACCACAAGAUAUACAGGAUGAGACUGGUGUGUAUUCACACACUGUGAUAGAGACAGCUGAGUCUCAAGAGAUUUUGGAAGCUGGUACUGCUAUAAAUGCUGAAGCUGCAUCCCCUGAUGGAGCAGAAGAACAGUUAACUAGUAUGGUCAUUUAUACAGAGAGUGGCUCGCAAGCAACAGUAAUUCAGGGCCAGGGAGAUAGUAAUGAACUACAAGAAGCGUGAAGAAUUGUUUCUUGGAAAAUUAAUAGACAUGUGUAGGAACUUAAUUUGUAAAACCUUCAUAAUAUGAUAUUCCUCCAUCCAGGUGCUAGCCUCACUGUGUGAGGUUAAUGUCAGCUACUGGGAAGAGUAUACAGAAAAGGUAUUAUCUUAUUACAAUGGACAGAAAGUUGACCUGAGUAUGAUUAACAGGCAUAAUAUGGUAAGCAAAUGACUAAAGCUCCCCUUCCCUCACCCAAAUGAGUCAGAUAUGAUUCUGGUUUGGUUUGGAUUAUUUUGCGAGUUCAGGGUGAUUUCCUGGUUUAUGCCUUGUCUGACUGUUUUUGUGGUUAUGUUAAACAUAAUUUUUUCACUUUACAUAUAUGUUUUGUGAGCAAAAAAAUUAAAAAACUAAAAUCACACCACAUGUUAAAAAUAUGAGGUGACAGUUUGUAAGUAAAGUUGGAUACUACAAGUGUUGUCCUGUCUUCUUCAAAGGCAGAAAGCCUGACAUUUGGUUUUCUAAAGUCUUGCUCUAAAAUGUCCCUGGUCAAAAACAUCUCAGCAUAAUGACCCUUUCUAAAUUUGUGUCUGAGAGAAUCAUUUUUCUUUAACUGUAGUUAACUCUUUCAUUGUUUUGCAUUGGACUUUGAGCAAGAGAGACCUCUAAAAUCUACACUUUAGAAAAGUCUUGAUACAUAUAUUCAAAAAACUGUCUUGGUUUAGAAAAAGCUUAAUGCCUGUUACUUGCAACUUAAUUUCAAAUAUAAAAGUCCUGCAUAUGAAAUGUGCAUUUUGGGGAAAAAAAUAUUGUCACUGUCAAUGUUUUGCUUUUCUUACAAAUAGUGCUUCAUAUAAAUACCAUUUUGCAGAUCAUUUUGUGAAUGACUUUUUGAAAUGUUAGGGAUUUUUUUAAUGAAAAUUCUGACAUUGAGAUUAACAAGUAGAAAAAAGGUGACCUUGUAUUUCUUGCUUAGACCAGAAUGUCAGUUAUCUAGUUGUGGAUACACUGCAACUGUUCAAUGCAAGUUCAUGUAGAAAAGAUUUGUUUCCUGAUACAACUGAUUUUGUUUCUUUUAAAAAAGAAGUUGUAAAAUAUAAAAUGGUAAGGGGGUUUGGUUGGGAUUUUGGAGGAAGAUUCUUUCAAAUAAAAUGUUACCAUUAAAAAG